Molecule: messenger RNA, 1515 nt
Organism: Pochonia chlamydosporia 170
Lineage: Eukaryota; Fungi; Ascomycota; Sordariomycetes; Hypocreales; Clavicipitaceae
Exons: 1
Coding region: 1-1515 (504 amino acids)
Source: RefSeq, a predicted model, not a curated record
AUGCUGAGCUCUCCGUCCCCGGUAAACGGGCAAUCUUCCCCAUGCCGAACCCCCGUCCAGGGGGAAGAUGGGUUCUCCAACAGCCCUGAGAGCACGCCUCGAUCUGCUUCUUCUGCAGGCGUAACCAGCGUUGGUAAAACCAGGUCUGGUUCGAAUUGUUCACCAAACGCAGCAUCCGGUGGACGACAGGCGUGGGUUGAGCCAGCUUCGCCGACAAGGCAGUCUCCGUUGCGUAAAUCUACGGUUCCAGGAGACGACGAAAGCUCGGACGACCAGGAGUCGUUGGCAAGUCCUUCGCGAUCUACCCUCGAAUCUUUGCGGAGACAGCGGGCGAAAAUGUCUUUGACGGGCGAUGGGAGGUCCAGAGGGGUACCAGAGGGAUCUCAUUCUCGGCCUGGUGCGUGGUCGAUGAGACGCAAUAAUAGGGUCGUUGCAGAGAGUCCGGCGGAAGUCCAGACGACAUCACAGGAAUCCACACCAACCAAGUUGAGAAGCUCUCCCGCCACUGCAAAUGCAUCUUCAACCGCAGCGAAUACUGCCCGGUCAAAAGUCACCUCUCCGGCGUCGGCAUCCCGAUUUUCCUUCUUCAACAUGGCAUCGACGUUGAAGGGUCUCGCGUCAAGUCCGGUCUCAGUGCCAAAGGACGAUGAGCUCAUGAACCUCGACAUCGAUGCCGCGCUAUUCCCCGGCGGUCCGCCUUCCGACAGUGAACCCUUCUCACCCGCUGCAUUCAAGAAUUUACAAAUGAAUGCCACGGGUCUGCUGCGAAAAUUCCAAGCAGCCUACCAAGACAAAGCCAUUGCGUGCCAGGAGCUCCGCGCCGAGCGAGAUGCGCAAGAAGACGAGAAAAUCGAAGUGCAAACCCGGACAGCCCACCUAAAGAUGCAGCUAGAAGGCAUGGCACAAAAAGCCGCAGAGACAGAGGCCAUGAUGCAAGCACUCAUGGAGGAACUUAAUCGGGAAAAGAGACUUCGUGCUGAGGAAAAAUCAGCUCGAGACAACGGCGUCAUGUCCUCUGGCAUGUCGACCAUAUCCGAAGACCUAGGCGUCGAAGACGACCAAAGGAAGAAGUACCGCCGGCGAAGCAGCGGAACGACCAAAUCUGAUGAGGCGGGCUUUGAUACCGAUGACGAAAGUAUAGAUGAAGUCAGCGUGUUUUCGAGGUCGCGCAGUCCUACACUCGGUGCAAGUAUAUCUGACGCCAACUCCGAGAUCCCAAGCCAAAGCUCGGCAACAACUCCCAAUCCUAAACCCGCUAUGCUCGAACCGCCACGUCCUACGCGCCAAUCACAACCCCAAAUGUCUGCUUUUCAGAAACUCUUCAAGGGUAUAUCUGGUGAAUCUGAACGGAUGGGUGUGCAGACCUGCCAGAAUUGCAAGGGCCAAGAUGCGAGCGUGGCGUGGGACACGGUCGGCCUGCUGAGGGAUGAGAAUAGGGGGUUGAAGCAGCGGGUUGGGGUAUUGGAGAGUGCGGUGGAGGAUUGCCUAGACGCGGUUAUGGGGGUGAAUUUGUAG